This is a messenger RNA of Protobothrops mucrosquamatus (brown spotted pit viper), 801 nucleotides long. It is a transcript of the gene CACNG4, whose product is annotated as calcium voltage-gated channel auxiliary subunit gamma 4. Gene Ontology annotation, cellular component: postsynaptic density membrane; voltage-gated calcium channel complex; AMPA glutamate receptor complex. Gene Ontology annotation, molecular function: channel regulator activity; voltage-gated calcium channel activity. Bases 1 to 795 code for a protein of 264 amino acids. The record is from RefSeq and is a predicted model, not a curated record. NCBI's taxonomy places the organism in Eukaryota, Metazoa, Chordata, Lepidosauria, Squamata, Viperidae. The transcript is spliced from 4 exons. Gene Ontology annotation, biological process: positive regulation of synaptic transmission, glutamatergic; postsynaptic neurotransmitter receptor diffusion trapping; regulation of AMPA receptor activity.
AUGGCUCAAGUCUGGAAGUUUAAUGUAGACAAUGGGAUAUACAAGGGACACUGUUUUCGAAUCAACCAUUUCCCCGAAGACAACGACUAUGAUCACGAUAGCUCUGAAUAUCUUCUCCGUAUAGUACGUGCUUCCAGCGUGUUUCCCAUCCUAAGCACAAUCUUGCUGUUACUGGGAGGGCUCUGCGUUGGAGCUGGGAGGAUUUAUAGCAGCAAAAACAACAUUAUCCUUAGUGCUGGAAUUCUUUUUGUAGCAGCAGGAUUAAGUAACAUAAUAGGAAUUAUUGUCUACAUCUCCAGCAAUGCAGGCGAUCCUAGUGACAAGCGGGAUGAGGAUAAAAAGAACCAAUACAGUUACGGCUGGUCUUUUUAUUUUGGAGCCUUGUCUUUUAUUGUGGCGGAAACAGUUGGUGUGCUGGCUGUGAACAUUUAUAUUGAUAAAAACAAAGAGCUGAGGUUUAAGACCAAGAAGCAGUUCCUUAAGACUUCUGCUUCCCCUUACGCAAGGAUGCCAAGCUACAGAUACAGAAGAAGAAGGUCCAGAUCCAGUUCUCGAUCCACAGAACCUUCUCCGUCUAGGGACAUUUCUCCAGUUGGGAUGAAAAUGGCAGGUUCUCUUCCGAUGAAUGAAAUCUCCAUGUACACCCUCUCCAGGGAACCUUUGAAAGUCACCACAGCAGCAAGUUACAAUAUAGAACAAGAUGCUGGCUUUCUUCAAGUCCACAAUUUCCUUCAAAAGGAAUUCAAAGAGGGACUUCAUAUCAAUAUGGUCAACAGGAGAACAACACCUGUUUGAAGGGAU